Ostertagia ostertagi is the source of this 1884-nucleotide messenger RNA. The record is from the annotation of a GenBank genome assembly. NCBI's taxonomy places the organism in Eukaryota, Metazoa, Nematoda, Chromadorea, Rhabditida, Trichostrongylidae.
AUGGCCGAACGUCCUGUUGAAUUGAACGUUGACGUCGACGUUCCGCCAGUAAAUCAGCAGCAAAAUCGAAAUGGCGAUGCAAGAGCUCAAGCACAGAACAACACUCAAUUUGGGGUCGUACGCGAUCGAUUAUUCCAUGCGAUGUUGGUCAAAGUCGCUCUCAGUUAUAGCUCACAUGUGAGCAUGUUUUGGCGACGAAUCAUCGAAUUCAUCUCAUUGUUAAUAGCUUUGUGCUUGUUAUUCACUUUAUUAUUUGUUCAUUUGAUGUUCACCCGAUCAUCGGCUACAUGUCUAGAUCAUAUUCGGGACACAUGGCCAAGAGAUGGAGUUAUACGGCUUGAAGUUGUACACAAUCUUCGUACACUUGAGUACAAGGAGAACUGGAUAAAUUGGUAUAAAAAUGAACGGAGCCACAUGACAUGUUCAUUCAAUCCGGCUGAUGUAUUACUGUACGGCCCUCGAGCUAUGCCUGCUGAGGUACGCGAAGGACGUAGCAAACCUCCUCAAAAGAUGAAAAGAGAUGAGCCCAGUGAACGAGAGGCACACAGUGGGUCUAGUCUGCUGAGCUUUUUCCUUCGCGUGCCCACUGAAUUGCUUUUGAGCAAUGACGACUCACCUGACUAUGCAGACACAACGGAUGACAACGACAGUCAAUAUGGAGACAGUAUAUAUGAGCAGGAGGUUGAUGCGGAAACAGCGUUUGGCGAGCAUUUUCGAAAGCAUUUUAAACCUGAAGACGCAUUCCGCUAUGAAUACCGGGUUGAGUACUCCCUGUUGUAUGGUAUCUUACGCCUUCCAGUUUCCUUCCGUCACAAGCACAAUAUUACAACGCUUUGGGCAAGGAUAGAUGCUGAUUCGGAUUGUUUCGGUGAUACAUUUUCUCGCCGCGUUAUGCGUGCCGUAGUUGGUUUUGAAGAUGUCGUUAUGGCAAGUCUUCGCGCUCUUGCUCAAAACUCUUCUGAAGAUGGUCUUGUUUGGAGUAAGUCUGUUUCAGACGGUGCUGGACUUGGAUAUCUUCAUGAUUUAUCUACUAAUGAACAUUUCCAUUUCGUUUCCUUUAUGAUGUCCAAAAGUAGCUACAUCACUGCAGCUAUCGUCAUGCUAAUAUUCACAUUCGCCAUAUCGAUGCUGCUUCGAUUCUCACACCACCAGAUUUUCCUAUUUAUAGUUGAUUUAUUACAUAUGUUUGAGCUCAAUCAGCCGCUUGUUUUUCCAGCGGCACCUUUGCUCACAGUCAUACUAGCAUUAGUCGGUAUGGAAGCAAUUAUGUCGGAAGUAUUCGCAGACACUACCACGGCUUUCUAUGUGAUAUUGAUUGUUUGGAUUGCUGAUCAAUACGAUGCUAUCUGCUGUCAUUCGCAUCAGGCGCCAGAGUUGCUAGGUACAAAGCUGUUCAGAUUUUUCUAUCUCUACCAGUUUUUCUUCUAUGCAUAUCAGUACCGUUUCGGUGGCCAAUAUGGUGGAAUGGCGCUUGUCACUUCAACUGCAUUCAUAUUCCACUCAAUGAUAUUCUUUUUUCACCAUUAUGAGAUGCCCUUGAUACUCUAUCAGGAUCGCCUUCAACGCAUUUUGACGGAAAUAGAUCCGGCACCGUUUCAGCCUGCAAGUCCGCUUGAUGUCCAGCAAGUAACUGUUUCCGUUCAUACGCGUCCUAUCAUCAGAGAUGGUUCCGCACAACGCGGUAAUGCUACGCCUGAUGGAACUCAAAUAUCUGCCAAUCAGGAUCAAGCUGAAACAGCGUCCACUAGUGUCGCACACACGGAGGUGGUUAAUGCUGAAAGAACAGUUAUGGAACCGCCGUCGCCACCAUCUUCUGCUGAUGCUGUCGAACGUGUUGCCAAUGAAGUCGUAUCGGAAGCGAUUGAUGAAUUGUUUUUGUCGUAG